UUGUCUAACAUAACUUGUGAAAUCGAAAGUAGCAUGACUGAAGAUUAAUUAAGUGUACUGUUUUAUAAGAUGGCAAAUAAAGGAAUAUGUUUGUGUGAAGUUUGUCAGAGCAGUACUCCGAAAUACAAGUGUCCAAAAUGUGUCAUUAGAUAUUGUUCUCUCAGCUGCUACAAGAUUCAUAAAGAAAAUGUUUGCAGUCAGCUGUUACCUGACGAUGCUCAAGAUAAGAAACCAACUACCACAGAGUCACAUGAGGCACCAAAGAAAAUACCAGAAUUUGACCUUAAAGAGACAGAGGACAGAGUUCGACCCGAGACACUUCAAUGUUUAAGAGAGAACCCAGACCUCCUGCUGGCCCUGGAGAACCCCCACCUCCGGUCCCUGAUGACAAACCUGGUAUCCUCAAACAAUCCUUCAGAAGACAUGGAGAGGGUCAUGAGGGAACCCCUAUUUUUGGAAUUUUCUGACCAAUGUCUGAAGGUUGUAGACAAUAAUUCUCCGAUGAAGGUGCCAGAAGGCUGAUGGACACAGGAUAGAAUGUGUUUUGUGUAUAUAUAAUGAAAUCAUUAACUGGACCACGGACAGUAGUAUUAAACAGAAUAAGUUGAUUGAGUGGUUUGAUACCCGUAGCAGUUGUGUUUAAGCAGUCAUAUGUAAGCACAGCAUAAUUACUGUAGCAAACUAAAAAGACACAAAGUUAACAAUAACAUUUUCUUUAGAAAAGACUUGAAUUUGUGUAGAGCAUGUUUAGGGUAAGGACAACAAAUGUUGUGAAUUUAUUUGGCUCUCAGAGGGAUUGGGGGGGGGGGGUCAAAGGAUAAAAAAAUUAUGACAUUUUUAAUGUAGCAGACAAACUAUGUACAUUAUGAGGAGUAAGGAAGUUCAUGUAUAUACCAAAAUUGUAAAAAUCAUGACUCUGGCUCAGGAGUUCUGGCAAUCUGAUUAAGAUACAGGACUCUCAAAUAGCACACAGUAUUUUAAUCAGAUUGGGGUUCCGGUGCUAGGCUGGGGCUCUAUGGCUUAUAUAGUGGAAGAACACUGUUUGUUUUAAAGUUUUCAUUUGGACUCCUGAACAGCAAACAAACAGAAUGGAUGUCUGUACUAAAAUGUCUUUGAUAGAAUAGAUAUGUUUGUUAUGGAGAAGCACUGAAAGAAAUAAACAUCAUUUAAAUCAUAAA
Molecule: messenger RNA, 1178 nt
Organism: Ostrea edulis (European flat oyster)
Lineage: Eukaryota; Metazoa; Mollusca; Bivalvia; Ostreida; Ostreidae
Product: zinc finger HIT domain-containing protein 3-like
Exons: 5
Coding region: 70-522 (150 amino acids)
Biological process (GO): maturation of LSU-rRNA from tricistronic rRNA transcript (SSU-rRNA, 5.8S rRNA, LSU-rRNA); box C/D snoRNP assembly; snoRNA localization
Cellular component (GO): nucleus; pre-snoRNP complex
Molecular function (GO): protein binding
Source: RefSeq, a predicted model, not a curated record